Messenger RNA from Trichosurus vulpecula (common brushtail), 6031 nucleotides. RefSeq names its product pleckstrin homology like domain family B member 2 (gene PHLDB2). Lineage: Eukaryota; Metazoa; Chordata; Mammalia; Diprotodontia; Phalangeridae. Gene Ontology annotation, cellular component: basal cortex. Bases 243 to 4223 code for a protein of 1326 amino acids. The transcript is spliced from 22 exons. The record is from RefSeq and is a predicted model, not a curated record. Gene Ontology annotation, biological process: regulation of microtubule cytoskeleton organization.
GGCUGCAGCUGGAGCGGACGGACUGAGAUUGGGAUUUCGCGGAGCGGGGCAGGGCAGGGCAGGGCAGAGGCGGACUGGGGAGAGACGCACAUCCAGGAACCCGCCGCCAGAAGCAGCAGAAAGGAUGACAAGAUAUCCAAGCAAACUGGGAAAGUCUCCAUAUGUUGGUGAAUGAAAAGAUGUAAGACUUAAAUUUUGGACCAGGGAGUCAGAAGACUUAAUUCCCAGAUUCCAACACAAUUAUGGCAGAGUACAGCCACAUGCAAAACCAGCUGGAUUUACAAAAUGGUAGCUUAGAAGAAGGUUUUGUGGUGAAUUCCCUUGAAAAUAAUCUCCAAGGCAUAAUGGAUAGCUUAAAUCAGAAGAAAUACACUUCUAGCCUAAGAUUUAAAACUAAUGGAGACUACUCUGGCUCCUACUUAACUCUUUCACAGCCAAUGUCUGCCAAGAGAAGCCCAUCUCCUCUGGGAUCUGGUACCAGAAAUGCCUCCUUUGCCAAAAUCCAGGGAAGUAAACAGUUCUCUUGCGAUAGCACUGACAAAAACAUUUCCACCAAACCUCCCACUCCUUUUCUAGGUACUACACCCUCCCUUAGUGGGUAUCCCCUUGGGACAGCAGACUUUGAUCACUGUGCUGGCUGGGAGGAUGAAAGGUCCUUGAAACUUGCAGAUAAACUUCCUUAUUCCAAGUACAGCUCAAAGAAUAAGUCACAUGAUAACGUCUACUUUCUUGGGGGACUAGAAGGCCGAAAGGCAUCAGGCUCCCUCUUGACCAUGUGGAAUGGAAACUCCAUUAAUGAUGUUGGACUUUCACCCCUCCGGAGGUCUGGAGCAACAAGCAUGCCCUCCAGCCCAAAGCAAGCCAGGAAGAUGAACAUUCAGGACAGUAUGACUCUUCAGCCCAAAAUGGCAAAACACAAGGAGAUAAUAGCUGAGAAUGUUGGUUUAAGAACCAGAAAAUAUUCAGGAAGCUCCCUAAGUCAAAUGGGGGCAUACAGCCGUUCACUGCCCAGGUUGUACAAAGCUGCUGAGAACCAGCCGAUGCCACUCAGCUUGCCCCCAAGAAACUCUCUAGGAAAUUCUAAAAGAAAGAAACUUGGGGAAAAGGAUCUACCUCAAAGCAUAACAGAUGCUGACAACUACCUUAAUUUUUCUUCCUUAAGCUCAGGGGCUUUGCCAUAUAAGAACUUUUCGUCAGACAGCAAUCCAUAUGUUAGUUCGACUCUUAGCAUUCCCGCAAGCCCCCGAGUGGCUAGGAAAAUGCUGUUGACUUCCACCUCGUCCUGUGCAUCGGAUGACUUUGACAGGAUGUUAUUCUCAGGAACAAGCCCUAACAAUUCAUUUUCUCCUGGAGAGUUCAAUAGAAUAUUUGCUGGCAGAAGGGAAUUUUCUCGUAGCUCUAUGGAGUUUGAUGACACUGACUUGGAGAGCCUCAGACAGACUUCUAGUACUCCCCAGCCAGUUCUUAGAGAAAGAAAAAGCAGCAUUAGCUCCAUUUCAGGAAGAGAAGAUCUGAUGGAUUAUCACCGGAGGCAAAGAGAAGAAAGGCUAAGGGAACAGGAGAUGGAGCGAUUGGAGAGACAGCGCUUGGAAACGAUCCUUAGCCUCUGUGCAGAAUAUACUAAGCCUGACAGUAGCUCCGGUGCUAUGACCACUGUUGCCGAUGUGCAGAAGAUUAACAAAGAGCUUGAGAAGUUGCAGCUUUCCGAUGAGGAGUCUGUGUUUGAAGAGGCCCUGUUACCUCCAGAAACAAGAUACAGGUGCCACCGGAAAGCCUCCAUUACUGAUUCAGAGUUGUCAGGGUUCAGUAGCCUCAGUCAGAAUGCUACCAGCUUACCUUCUGCAAGGAGUUUCAGAAAUGAUGAACCAUUCAGUGACCACACCAAUAUUCCUCCAUUACCUUCCUCUCUCUUAUUGAAGGCUUCCAGUGAAUCUGCCUAUCUGAGUAUCGUACCAAAGACACCUGAAAGUGGAAAUGAGGAGCAGAGGAGUCAGGAGUUGGCUCAUAUGGAAGAGGCCCGAAUGGUAAUACUAAAUAACCUUGAGGAACUUGAACAAAAGAUUAAAGACCUCAAUGAUCAGAUGGAUGAGUCUUCCCGAGAGGGGGAUAUGGAAUGUGCCCUUUUGGAUGGUGAACAGAAAGCAGAAUCAGCUGAACUCAUGAAGGAAAAGGAGAUAUUGGACCAUCUAAAUAGGAAGAUAGCAGAACUUGAAAAGAACAUUGUUGGGGAAAAGACCAAGGAGAAGGUAAAGCUUGAUGCUGAGAGGGAAAAACUAGAGAGGCUGCAGGAAAUAUACUCCGAGCAGAAGACCCAGCUUGACAAUUGCCCUGAGUCCAUGAGGGAACAGUUACAGCAACAACUGAAGAGGGAUGCUGACCUGUUGGAUGUAGAAAGCAAACACUUUGAAGAUCUAGAAUUUCAGCAGCUGGAGCAUGAGAGCCGGUUAGAUGAAGAGAAAGAGAAGCUGACCCAACAACUCUUACGUGAAGUAGCUGAAUACCAAAGGAGCAUUGUCACUAGAAAGGAGAAAAUUUCUGCAUUAAAGAAGCAAGCCAGUCACAUUGUCCAGCAAGCUCAAAGGGAACAAGAUCACUUUGUAAAAGAGAAAAAUAACUUAAUACUAAUGCUACAAAGAGAAAAGGAGAACCUUUGCAAUCUGGAAAAGAAAUAUUCUAGCCUUUCUGGAGGAAAGGGGUUUCCAGUCAACCCCAAUAGUCUAAAAGAGGGCUUUAUCAGUGUAAAUGAAAUUAAUGAGCUAGGUGGCAAUUCCACGAAUCUAUCCCCUUCUACUCAGCUCCCCACUGACGCUGAUGCUGACGCUGAUCCCACUGAGCCUUCCACAGCUGUGCUGGUGAGCCAGCCACAAAAUCAAGAGCUACAAUCAUCUGUCUGUUCUGGAUCUGUAUCUCCUCACUCACUUUCUCCUCAUCCUAUUACUCAACUUCCAUCAGCCCAUUGGCCUGAAGUCUUGGCUGCCCCACCUGUUGACCCUUUUCCUUUAAAUGAUACACCACCUCCUCUUCCAGCUAAAAAGCACCGGAGGCACCAACAGCACUUUAGAAAUCUGGAAGAGAGAAAGAAACAACACAAAGAAGGCCUCUAUCUAAGUGAUACCUUGCCUCGGAAGAAAACUACACCUUCAGUAUCUCCACAUUUCAGCAGUGCUACCAUGGGAAGAAGCAUCACCCCCAAGGGUCACCUGCCUCUAGGACAGAGCAACAGCUGUGGCAGUGUCCUUCCUCAUUCCCUGGCAACCAUGUCAAAAGAUUCAGAAUCGAGGAGGAUGCACAAAGGAAAAUCCAAAAAAGGAAGAGUGAAUUUCUCAGCAGGGUAUAAUCACCAACAGAUGAAUGAAGGACAAAGGCAGAAAUCUUCUGAUUUUUACAACCGAACUGCAUCUGAAUCAAAUGUCUAUUUGAAUAAUUUCCAGUACCCAGAUCAUAGCUACAAGGAUCAUGCCUUUGAUACUUUGAGUAUGGAUAGCUCUGACAGCAUGGAAACCAGCCUUUCUGCUUGCUCCCCUGACAAUAUCUCCAGUGCCAGCACAUCAAAUAUUGCCAGAAUAGAAGAAAUGGAGAGGCUGUUGAAACAGGCUCAUGCUGAAAAGACACGUUUGCUUGAAUCUAGGGAACGUGAAAUGGAGGCCAAAAAACGAGCUCUAGAAGAAGAAAAACGGCGUCGAGAACUACUGGAGAAAAGAUUACAAGAAGAAACUAGCCAAAGACAAAAGCUAAUUGAAAAGGAAGUAAAAAUACGAGAGAAGCAAAGAGCACAGGCUCGACCCUUGACUCGCUAUCUGCCUGUUAGGAAGGAAGACUUUGAUCUGCGGAGCCACGUAGAGACUGCUGGCCACAAUAUAGAAACCUGUUACCACGUGUCCAUCACAGAGAAGACCUGCCGGGGCUUUCUCAUCAAGAUGGGUGGAAAAAUUAAAACCUGGAAAAAAAGGUGGUUUGUUUUUGACCGAAACAAAAGAACAUUCUCCUAUUAUGCAGAUAAACAUGAAGCUAAAUUAAAAGGAGUGAUAUAUUUUCAAGCUAUUGAAGAAGUCUAUUAUGAUCACCUCAAGAACGCAUAUAAGAGUCCUAAUCCAUUACUCACCUUUAGUGUCAAGACACAUGAUAGGAUCUAUUAUAUGGUGGCUCCAUCCCCAGAAGCCAUGAGGAUCUGGAUGGAUGUUAUUGUUACUGGAGCAGAAGGUUAUACCCAUUUCAUGUUGUAAUGAAUGGAUGCAGCAGUUCACAAGAGGGCAGAUUGCAAUAACCUUAUACCAGAAUUAAGCCAUAUUCGAUCCCAUAUGGAAAAACUCCAAGCAAGAAGGAUAGCAUUCACACACAUCACUUUACAAAUAUGUGUUUGGAACUCCCUUGUAUAUUAACAAGAGGCUUUGUUGUUGUGGUUUUUCACUUAAGAAGACAAUGGGAUGCCAAUUAGUUUGAUCAUAACAAUGGCAAAGCCUGAAGCUGCUGCAAGAAGGAAAACGUUUUGUUUUGGGAAUGACUGUAGCACCAGCACCAUUUAUAAGGCAAUUUUCUUAAAAACUUUUUUAUAUGAAUUGUCUUAGUGAAAAACCAAGCCGUUUACAAGUGUUUGUGUGUACUCAGAAAUAUGAAAUUAUUUUGAUACCUGAACCAAAAGAUACGAUUACAUAUAUUUUUAAUUUGUAGCAUUUGAUAUAUUAGUAACCAACUGGCUCUUUUUUUAAAGUACUUUCCUAUUGUGUAUUUCACCAACUAAUACUAUGGAAAGGGAGGAAAGGGUGGGAAACAAAAAGAAUUUAAAUGGAUAUUAACAUCCUCUGUAGUUGAAUAUUGCACCAAAGCCAAAGACUUCAUAUUGAUAUGCCUUCUACUUCACAGCAAUUCCAAGUGAUAACCCAUAUUUUGAUUCUUUGUACAAGACAAAAAGAAACUCUAACCUUUUAAUGAUAUUAAAAUGCCAUAGGAUAUUUUAUAAGCUGGUUUCAGAAUGCUACCUUUAGCCACAGACCAAGGCUACAACUGUACUGGGUCUUUUGCGGGGUCAACGAUACUCCAACCCCAGUUAGUUACAUUUCUAUGAAUCCAACUAUUUCUGGGACCCAUUAGAAACAAUUCCUGCCCCUUAACCCUAGUGUGAACUAUUGUAUUUACCAAGUAUACAGCUUUUAAAAAAAAAUGUUUCAGGAGAAGCCAUUUGCUAGAGAAUUCUCACACCAGGGCAAUCUUCAAUGAAGAGGGUAUUCAAUGGAAUCAAUUAUUUUUUUCUCUGAAGACAUUUUCCAAUCCCUGUGCAGAGCUCACUGAUAAUACUAACAACCACUCACAUAUCACUUUACAGUUUACAGGGAGUUUUCCUUACAGUAACCCCAUGAAGUCAUUAGUACAAGUAUUACUGUCCGCAUUUUACAGAUGAAGAAACUGAGACUGAGAGGUUGUCACUUUACUUAGGGUCACAUGGCUAGGGAGCAACAGAGCCAGAAGCUGAUUCUCUGUCUCCUGACUUCAAACCCAGGGCUACAUCCACUGUUUACGACUGCCCCCCAUUCAAGCAAUCCAAAGCCAUUUUUUUUUCCUUUUCCUUAUAUGCUUCUGCUUUAUUCUGGAUCCUGCCUUUCAAUUGUAGCCUUCCUUGACAGUGCAUCAAGUCAGUUUGUUGAGUUUUUAAUCACAAACCAGACUAAGAUUAAAAUUGAAAGUGAUUGUUAGUGAGAGGCAAGGAGGGGGAGGAUCUGUUUAUAAGAGGCAAAUGAAGUUCAACUCAUAAUGUGUUUGAGGAGGUAAAUCCUUCUUUGAAGUUAGCCAUUGCAUUUUUUUAUAGCGUUAAAGUCCAUUUUUGUUGAAUAAAACUUUGACUUCAGGCAAGUCAUUUAUAAUACUUUUCCAAAUGUUGUCCGUCCUGAUGGUCUGAGAGUAUUUGUGCAUUUGUGUGUAUGUAUAUGCAUUCUGUUAUUUAGUGGAAAUGUGGUAAAUGAGUAGCACUAGAAAAUGAUGAAUUUACCUACAAGUAUAAUAUGAAUUAGUAGAAUUAAAGUUUUUUUUCUCAAAAUCU